UAUUAUUAAUAUUAAAAGAAGAUGAGAAAACAAUUACCUCCGAUGCUUAUAAUUUCAGACGUUCUGGAUAAAAUAAAGGCAGGAUUGCAAUACGCAAGUAACUAUUUGGAAACGGCCAAGGACAUUGCUGAUUUGGUGUCCAAGAGUCUAGGCCAUAAGCAGAAGCAAAAGCAGAAGCGUGGAGAAGAUGGAAACGACGAUACGAAACAACCAUUUGGUCCGUCAAAUCUCGUUUCCGCUUUCUUCCGACUCAUCGGAUUCGACUCGCAGAAAAUUGUAGCGGUCACAAUUAACAGCGUCGUAUUCCUUGCACAAAUGAUAAGUUCGCUCUUUGGAUUGAAAACACCGCAAGAUAAUAUCGCCAGAAGCAUGGAUGGCGAAAAACUGGCUUGGGAUCCUCUAAAAUUUACUUUGGAAAAUAGGAAUGAGAAGAUUCGUAAUUUAGUCAAUCAAGCGAGAGAUCCGAAUUUGCCGAAUCAGCUGAUAGCAGGAAUGAGUGGUGCCGAUUCUGCUUGCAUUAGAUUACUGUUGUGCAAAUCGUCUCCGGUCAUAAAAGCGGCACAAAACUCCCUCGGUAAUAAAUCGCGAGAUCAUAUGAGGUUGACUGCGUGGCUACCAUCUAAAGAGGAAUUUGAAACGAACAGCGACGAAUGCGAGGACAGACAUUCUGAUUGCAGUUUAUUUCCUUCGCGGUAAUAAUAACUGUUAUAAGAAAGCGAAAGAGCGAUGAAAAAUCGAUAAAAUAUUUUUGAGGAUAUAGAGAGAUGCAAAACAUUGUCUAAGAUAGAGAUAAAUAAUAAAUAUUUCCAGCAAUGCAUUGUAUUUUCCCAAAAACAUUUUUCUUUCUCUCUUUUAUACAUAUAUUAUAUAUAUAAUAUUUUUAUAUAUAUAUUAAACAUUUUGGAGGAAUUAGCAAUGUUUUUACAUAACAAGAAAUCAUCAUGAUUGAAAUCGUAACAAGUAAUAAUAAGUUUCUUAUGUACGCAGAAAUAUUUUGUAUAUUUACAUUAUUAUAUUGAAUAAAAAAUUAAAAGUGUGAAGUGAAGGAAAAUAACAUUGUCAUAACAAAAAAGUUAAACGUGUAGCGACAUUUUAUUUAAGUGCAUGGAAAAUUAUUUAUGCUAGCAAGGACGCGAUAUUAAUAUAAAGAAUCAGUACACUUUGGAAUCUAGAAUUUUAUUGCCAGUACUUUAAAUCAAUUUUAACGUUUUCACACUCUCUACAAAAAUAUAUAAAAUAUAUUAUCUAACUCGGCAUUAUAUAUAAUCUGGAUUAAUUUAAGGAAUAAUCAUUUAUUACUUCUCGUUACAUAAGGCUAUUACUUUUUAUUGAUAGAUUCUUGCUGGUGCGCGUGCAAUGGAAUUAUAUUCUAUAACAAAAACAGAUACAUGUAAUAAUCAUAUGCAUAAAUUAUGAAAGAAACGUCGACGUUGCAUUAUAUUAAUUGUAUAUUCCAUGUAGAUUGUCUAUUCAUUGCUGUAAUAUAAUUAUUUAAUAUAUUAAUGACUUCAGUAAUAUAUGGCACAAAAAUAAAUUAUAAAAAUCUAUUACGCUAUUUGUUAUACCCAUAUAACAUUUUGCAUUCGUAAUACUAUUUGAGAUGUGUAAAAGUUGUACUUGUAUAGGUAAUUACAUCUUUAGUUGAAUAAAACGAAACUCCCACCUUCUAAUUAAAGUCACAUGUAGAAAUCAUGUAGAAAAAAGCUAUCUUGUUUUAAAUUAAACUGCAUCUACAUUCCAAAGUG
Molecule: messenger RNA, 1745 nt
Organism: Ooceraea biroi (clonal raider ant)
Lineage: Eukaryota; Metazoa; Arthropoda; Insecta; Hymenoptera; Formicidae
Source: RefSeq, a predicted model, not a curated record